CGCCGCGCUCCGCCCAGCUCCGUUCCGCUCCGCAGAGCUGGCGCGGCCAGGACGCGGGGAGGGCGGCACUGGACACCAGCGACUGCAGCCCAACCUGCUCCCUCCGCCGCGGGACCUGGGCCCCCGGGCCGCUCCCCCCGGGGCCUGAGCGCGUGGCGGGCGGGAGCCGAGCCAGGACCCGAGGCGCGGGAGCGAGCAAGGAGCGAGCGGAGUCGCGUGCGCUGGCGCGCAGGUCGCGCGCUCCCACCCCCCAGACCCGGCGGGGGCCUGUCAACGCCGGACUCCGGUUACCACAAGGAAGGGCUGUGCGCCGGCGACCCGUCGGGGACUGCAGCUCCUCCGCGAGAGUGCAGGGGCUGAAUCCGCGCGACGGUCCACGCGGGACAGGUCCCUGGAUGAGAAGGAGCUGACAGCUGCUGAACCCCACCUUCUCUGUGUGCCCAGGAGCAGGGCCGUGCCGCCCAGGUGGCACCAAUGCCGAAGAACAGCAAGGUGACCCAGCGCGAGCACAGCAGCGAGCAUGUCACCGAGUCGGUGGCCGACCUGCUGGCCCUCGAGGAGCCCGUGGACUACAAGCAGAGUGUCCUGAAUGUGGCUGGUGAGGCAGGAGGCAAGCAGAAGGCAGCGGAGGAGGAGCUGGAUGUGGAGGACCGGCCAGCCUGGAACAGCAAGCUGCAGUACAUCCUGGCCCAAAUCGGUUUCUCCGUGGGCCUCGGCAACAUCUGGAGGUUCCCCUACCUGUGCCAGAAAAAUGGAGGCGGUGCCUACCUGGUGCCCUACCUGGUGCUGCUCAUCAUCAUCGGGAUCCCACUCUUCUUCCUGGAGCUGGCGGUGGGCCAGAGGAUCCGCCGCGGCAGCAUCGGCGUGUGGCACUACGUGUGCCCCCGCCUGGGCGGCAUCGGCUUCUCCAGCUGCAUAGUCUGUCUCUUUGUCGGGCUGUACUAUAAUGUGAUCAUUGGGUGGAGCAUCUUCUAUUUCUUCAAGUCCUUCCAGUACCCACUGCCUUGGAGUGAAUGUCCUGUUAUCAGGAACGGGACUGUCGCAGUGGUGGAGGCAGAAUGUGAAAAGAGCUCAGCCACGACCUACUUCUGGUACCGAGAGGCCUUGGACAUCUCCAGCUCCAUCUCGGAGAGUGGGGGCCUCAACUGGAAGAUGACUCUGUGCCUCCUCAUGGCCUGGAGCAUCGUGGGGAUGGCUGUCGUCAAGGGCAUCCAGUCCUCAGGGAAGGUGAUGUAUUUCAGCUCCCUCUUCCCCUACGUGGUGCUGGCCUGCUUCCUGGUCCGGGGGCUGCUGCUGCGAGGGGCUGUCGAUGGUAUCCUACACAUGUUCACUCCCAAGCUGGACAAGAUGCUGGACCCCCAGGUGUGGCGGGAGGCAGCCACGCAGGUCUUCUUUGCCCUGGGGCUGGGCUUCGGCGGCGUCAUCGCCUUCUCCAGCUACAACAAGCAGGACAACAACUGCCACUUCGAUGCCGCCCUCGUGUCCUUCAUCAACUUCUUCACCUCGGUGCUGGCCACGCUCGUGGUGUUUGCCGUGCUGGGCUUCAAGGCCAACAUCAUGAAUGAGAAGUGUGUGGUCGAGAAUGCCGAGAAGAUUCUGGGGUAUCUCAACACCAAUGUCCUGAGCCGGGACCUCAUCCCACCCCAUGUCAACUUCUCCCACCUGACCACCAAGGAUUACACAGAGAUGUACAAUGUCAUCAAGACCGUGAAGGAGGGUCAUUUCUCAGCCCUAGGCCUCAAUCCCUGCCUUCUGGAGGAUGAGCUGGACAAGUCCGUGCAGGGCACAGGCCUGGCCUUCAUCGCCUUCACCGAGGCCAUGACGCACUUCCCCGCCUCGCCCUUCUGGUCUGUCAUGUUCUUCCUGAUGCUCAUCAACCUGGGCCUGGGCAGCAUGAUCGGGACCAUGGCGGGCAUCACCACGCCCAUCAUCGACACCUUCAAGGUGCCCAAGGAGAUGUUCACAGUGGGCUGCUGUGUCUUUGCAUUCUUCGUGGGGCUGUUGUUCGUCCAGCGCUCCGGAAACUACUUUGUCACCAUGUUUGAUGACUACUCGGCCACCCUGCCACUCACGGUCAUCGUAAUCCUCGAGAACAUCGCCGUGGCCUGGAUCUAUGGGACCAAGAAGUUCAUGCAGGAGCUGACUGAGAUGCUGGGCUUCCGGCCCUACCGCUUCUAUUUCUACAUGUGGAAGUUCGUGUCUCCCCUGUGCAUGGCCGUGCUCACCACAGCCAGCAUCAUCCAGCUGGGGGUCACGCCUCCUGGCUACAGCGCUUGGAUCAAGGAGGAGGCUGCCGAGCGCUACCUGUAUUUCCCCAACUGGGCCAUGGCCAUCCUCAUCACCCUCAUUGCCGUGGCCAUCCUGCCCAUCCCCGUGGUCUUUGUCCUGCGGCACUUCCACCUGCUCUCCGAUGGCUCCAACACCCUCUCCGUGUCCUACAAGAAGGGCCGCAUGAUGAAGGACAUCUCCAACCUGGAGGAGAACGACGAGACCCGCUUCAUCCUCAGCAAGGUGCCCAGCGAGGCGCCCUCCCCCAUGCCCACUCACCGCUCCUACCUGGGGCCUGGCAGCACGUCGCCCCUGGAGACCAACAGCAACCCCAAUGGACGCUACGGGAGUGGCUACCUCCUGGCCAGCACCCCUGAGUCAGAGCUGUGACUACUGUCCCACCCUGCCCGCUCUGCCCCCAGGCCCGACCUGACCACUAGUCCCGGCCUGGCCUCUCUCUCCACAGUGGCCCCCAGGCCUUCUGCCCAAGGAGAGAGGGUCUGUCCUGCCACAGCCCCCAACCCAGUGCCAGCUGACUUCUGCUCCCUAGACCUGAGUAGGGGCUGGGAGUGGCUCUGCCCUCCAGUCCAGCCCCUGACCCACCUAACCUUCUGAGAUCCUCUCACCAAAUUCUAGCCAAAUAACCAGAACAAUCCAGAAGUCCUGAAUCCCAGCGCAGGGAAGAUUCCAAGUGGCCACUUAAGGGUCACUCCACUCUCCUGCUCUUCCCGAAACCUGCCACCUGCAGUUCUGAGGGCUUGGGCCUCUCCCUGUCCUGCCAGGUGCUGGUGUCCUGAGAGCAGAGCUCACCAUCCUGCCAAGCCCUUACAGGGCUGCUCCUGGGCCAGAAGGCUGCCUGAUUUAAGGCUGGAGGUGGGGAUGGGGGUGCCAGGACUCAGGCUUGGACUCAGUUUGUGUGGGUGGAUGGAACUUUCUGUUUUGAGCAUGAACCUUGCCAACCAUUGGGGUGGGAGCGAGGCUGUCCUCAGCCCCAGGAUCCGGGGUGGAAUCUGCAGUGCUCUGGCCCCUGCCUGGGGUAGGUGGGGUGUGCUCCUGCAUCCUGGCCUGGGAGGGCAGGGUCUGGGCGCAGACCCCUUCCCGAUCUCAAUUACAGCUUAGCUGUAACCUCCCACCCCCCGGUCCCCAGCCAGCCUGGAGCCUAGGACGGUGGUUUCCUUGAGAGAGAAUGGGACAGCGCAAGGAGAGAUUUCCAGAGCACAAUUAUAUUGGUCACAGCACAAUUUAGAUGGUUUGGAGCACAAUCGUGAAGCACACUCCCUUUCCCUUCACCUGGGGCCAGACUUUCUCUUUAGUGGCAGCUUCUCCCCUGUAACAGGGGUCCCUGGAAUUCAGGGGCUCACACCCAGGAAGCCUUGAGCCUGGGAGAAAGACAGAUAACUUCACUGCCCUUUUGGGCUGCCACCACUCUCCCUGUCACACAAGCCCAGGCACUCAGUAUGCUCACCAUGUGCAGACACCUUGGAAUUCUCGCCCAAGCCCCCCAGGUCCUUGGUGGGAGUCCCCACUGGCAGUGCUGUGGACAGCAGAGGCUGCUGAGGGGGAAGGCCCAGCCCCUGUCCUGAGGCUCAGCCCUCCCAGGAGGGUGCAGCCCUCAGGCAGCAACCCUACCUGCUCUGACCUUCAGGGCCUGUCCUGGAAGGAGGACUGCCCUUAGAGAGCAGGCUCAGAGGAUGCAGAGCCUAACUGGAGAAUAAAUGUCUGCUGAGUGACCGGAUGGAUGGAUGGAUGGAUGGAAGUGUGGAUGGAUGGAAAGAUGGAUGGAAUGGGGGAUGAAUGGAUGGACGGAAGGGUGGGUGGACAGGCAGUGGACAGACAGAUGGA
Molecule: messenger RNA, 4110 nt
Organism: Choloepus didactylus (southern two-toed sloth)
Lineage: Eukaryota; Metazoa; Chordata; Mammalia; Pilosa; Megalonychidae
Gene: SLC6A17
Product: solute carrier family 6 member 17
Exons: 12
Coding region: 475-2658 (727 amino acids)
Biological process (GO): alanine transport; proline transport; sodium ion transmembrane transport
Cellular component (GO): plasma membrane; synaptic vesicle
Source: RefSeq, a predicted model, not a curated record